Brassica napus (rape) is the source of this 2636-nucleotide messenger RNA. RefSeq lists its product as uncharacterized. Lineage: Eukaryota; Viridiplantae; Streptophyta; Magnoliopsida; Brassicales; Brassicaceae. Bases 1401 to 1997 code for a protein of 198 amino acids. The record is from RefSeq and is a predicted model, not a curated record. The transcript is spliced from 3 exons.
UCUAGUUCUUGAUUCAGUUUUUUUUUUUGAGUUGUCAAGUAAUUUUGGAAGAUGUUAUACAUAUUUAGGAUUGCCUUCCUAAUUUUUGUUGUACUUGCACAGACUGACACAACUCCAUUUCAUGAGACGGCUUCCAGACAAGGUGAAGCCAAUACAGAUCAAGCAGAUGAACAACUUAACAAUGAGGCAAGUAUAAUUUUGAAAACUGUUGGUAUUUAUAAAAUUAUGAAUUUGGUUGUACUUCAAUUAAUUUUUGGAAGUUCUUGUACGUGUUCAUAAUCCCAUUCCUGACUUCAGGAUACACGAGAGCCUAUGAAUGAGAUCACGAAAGAGACACCUGGUUCUCCAAUAGCUCAACAGAAUAUUGAGACUCCAGUCCUUACUCCAAUUCAGACGCAACAGGUACAUUCUUUAAAAAAUUGGACUUUUCAAGUAAUUUUUGGAAGCCCUUGUACGUGUUCAUGAAACCAUUCCUGAAUUCAGGAGACUCACGAGCUUAUGAAUGAGAACAUUUCACCAAACAUUCAGGAGACUCACGAGCAAAAUAAGGUAUUACUUUUAUUUUAAAACCUUUAAUAAAUAUAAAGCAACUAUCAAAAUGACUGGAUAUCCUUGAAUCUAAACCAUCACAGGAUGUAGAAAGCAGAGUUCAAAAUACCUUUGAGAUCGGAGCAAAUGUGGAGAUUUCAUCACAAGAUGACAAUACUUGUCAUAAAUGGUAUCCAGGAAAUGUGUUGGCAACAUAUUUGGUUGAUGGGGUUGAGAUGGUGAAAGUUGAGUACUCCGCACCGUCUCUGGACGAAAAGAAGAGGAAAAGGAGUGUUGAGACACGUGUAUCAAUUGACAGAAUACGUCCUCAACCACCACCUGAGAGACCUGGAGCGAAGAAAAGUUAUGAGCUAAUGGAUGACGUAGAGGUGUUCGACAAUGGUGCCUGGUGCGCUGGAAAAGUUAAAGUCAUUUUGUUUGAUGGCACGUGUUUUGUCUCUUUGAACAAUUCUACUGAACAAAUUUACUUCAACCAUUCUGAGAUGCGAAAACCAAGAAAAUGGGUAGAUGGUGUUUGGAAGAUGACAGAAAAGGUAAAACAAAUGCCUUGGAUAACUUGAAUUGAAAAAUAAUGUCAUUUGUUUAAUAUCUCGGUAUUGUUUUUCAGAUAGAAGAAGAGCAGACGCAGAGUGUGAAUCCAAGUGAAGGAGAUGGUGAUAAAAAGGUAUGAAAUAUUUAUACAUCAUACUAGGAAUUAAGAUAUAAAUGUAUCUGAAUUUUUGUCAUUCAAAAAGGGGAAGGCGAAGGCUGUCGCUUGUAAGAAGAAGAAGAAAGCAAAUGCUCAGCCAGUAGAUUUGCUUCCUUUUCUACAGCGAGAAGAGAAGAGGCCAAUACGACCUAGAAACCCUCCUAUGCCUGUAACACCUGAGGUAAUCCUUCCAAUUGAUCCAUUUGUGACACCUGAAUUUCCUCGGUUUUCAAGGCUUGCACACUGGAUGGAUCUACGGGGCAUAUAUCGUGUACCGUUUUAUAUCAAUGGAAGAGAAAUUGAAAAAGAGUUCUUUCAAAAAAUGGACGAUGCAGAAAAGAAUCUCAACAAAGAGCACAUAAAUGUUGCAUUUGAAAUGCUAAAUUGUAAGAGGGUUGAGCAAGGUGCUUGGUUCCGCAACAACAAUCUUCCAGCAGCAUGCUUUGUACCAGUCAGAUUCUUAGAAGUGGUUGGGUACGCUUAUGAAUCUGUCAGGAAGCCACAUAAGAAAAAACAAACGUUAUUGGAGGGCUGUGUAGGCGAACUUGUGAAAGGUUUAAUACAUCCAAAGAAGGUAUGGCUGGAAGAUGUUGAUGUUAUAUAUGGUGUCAUUGAAGAUAAGUUGAGCUAUCACUAUAUUGGGGUGGAGAUACAAUUGAUUGAUAACACAAUCACACUCUUCCAUUGUGGUCUUCCAAAAGCAAAUAUCAAACGUGCUCUUAAUCAAAUCCAAGAACUGGCAGGUAAAAACUCUUUGUGAUUUAUUAAUUUUAUCAUUCAGUGUAGAAAAAUCAGUUUUAUUUAUAUUGUUACAUUGAUUAUGGAUAGGAUUGUGAAAGUAUGCGUAUCCUGAAAAAAGAAUUUUAGCUAAUUUAGAAAAUAAAAGUUUGUCUCUUGCUGCUUGUGCUUGUGAUGCAUUUUUACAUAUUCAUUUUGUUGUCUGUUGGUGAUUAAUUUAUUGUAUAAUUUUGGGUAUUUAUGACAGUGUUGAUUAGUGCCAUAAAGAUGGAACUUCUUGGUGAAGAGGUUAAUUUCGAAGAUAUCAGUCCAUUUCAAGUUAAGUUUGCAGAAGGGCUUCCAAAGACAAAAUUUCCAUACAACUGUGGUAUUUUUGUUGUGAAGAUGCUGGAAUGCAGGUCACUGGGAUUGAAGAGCAUGGCUAAUAUAAAUGAUGAAACUGCGAUGGACUUACGAAGCAAGCUAUGUUGUGAGAUCUUCGACCAGUUUAUGGAUAAAGAUUUCCAGGAAGGUCAAAGGAAGUGAAAAUGUCAUAUUUGUUCUGUUUUUUACUCUGUUUUUCUACUUUGACGUUAAUUAUCCCUAACGUUUAAGUUUAAGUUUGUAAUGAAUUAUCCCUAACGUUUUUUUCAUUUAGAUUGUUAUUGAAAAUUUUUUAGGA